Messenger RNA from Naegleria gruberi, 993 nucleotides. RefSeq lists its product as uncharacterized. The transcript has 2 exons. The record is from RefSeq and is a predicted model, not a curated record. Gene Ontology annotation, molecular function: DNA helicase activity; DNA binding; ATP binding. NCBI's taxonomy places the organism in Eukaryota, Heterolobosea, Eutetramitea, Acrasida, Naegleriidae. The coding region runs from base 1 to 993 and encodes 330 amino acids.
AUGUAUUCAAACAACAACAAGUGUCAUUGUGGUUUAAUUGCCAAGCAAGGAACGACCUCGAAGGGAGAAAAUCAGGGUAGAAAGUACACCUCCUGUUCUAAAAGUAUGACUGAUAAGAGUCGAUGCAAAUUCUUCAAGUGGUUAGAUUCAUCAGAACAAACAGCAACAACCAACAUAUCAUCUUCUUCAUCAUCCUUCAAAAGCAAUAGCAAAUUACAGCACAGUGAGCAGGCUUUUGAUGAUACUUUGAACAAGACGAUACAAUUGAUGAAUAGAGUGCUUCCUUCUUCCUUGUUAUCAUCAACAAGUGGUUCUUCUUCUUCAUCAUCAAAUAACAAGUCUCCUUCCAACAACACUAAUAGCCAGUGCUCAUCUCUCACACUCUCACAAUUGUGCUCCAGUAUGGAAGACUUGAAUAUUGACAAAGAUCUUUCAAAGCCUUCUUCUUCUCAAGCUAUUGAUAGAGACUUCAUAUUGAAUGAUAGUCUUUUUCCUUCUUCUUCUUCAGAAGCAAGCAAGAAUAGUCUUCCUCUGAUUGGAAACAAUCAGCAUAAAGGAGGAACAUCAUCUUCAUCGUUACCAAAUUCUCUCCUUGAAGAAUGUAUGCAAAAGGAAUUAAAUAGCAAACAAUUGGAGGCUGUCUGUGCUAGCGAACAUGAUUGUGUAUGUGUUUAUAGUGGACCGGGAUCUGGUAAGACAAAGACCAUCACCAACAGGAUUGCCUACUUGUGUAUUGUUAAAGGAAUUGAACCAAGGAAUGUAUUUGCCAUGACUUUUACUAACAAGGCUGCUCAGGAGAUGAAAACAAGACUUGUUCACCUUGUGAAAUUGUACGAUUUUCAAAAGAGAAUUAAUGCAAAGGAUUUCAGUCAUAUUGGAACGUUUCAUGCAGUUUGUGCUAAUAUUUUGAGAAAUGAGAUGCAUCAUUUGACUCGUAUUGUUGGAUUGGAUCAGAAAUUUAUGAUAUUUGAUUCGGAAGAGCAGCUGUCAUAA